Messenger RNA from Cryptomeria japonica (Japanese cedar), 817 nucleotides. Its product is annotated as protein LURP-one-related 15. The coding region runs from base 68 to 676 and encodes 202 amino acids. NCBI's taxonomy places the organism in Eukaryota, Viridiplantae, Streptophyta, Pinopsida, Cupressales, Cupressaceae. The record is from RefSeq and is a predicted model, not a curated record. The transcript has 3 exons.
GACCGUCUUUCACAUAACCAACGCCAUCUGAAACGGCCUGUGUUGUUCCAGCAGAGGGAAGAAAGAGAUGGAAUACCCGAUUCAACAGCCCCAGGCAGUCUGCGUUGUGGCUCAAUACUUCUGCGCCCCCUACCCUGUCGAACUCACUGUAAAGAGGAAACUCCUCACUCUUACCGGAGGAGACUUUACCGUCUCCGAUUCCAACGGUAAUGUCGUCUUCAAAGUCGCCGGAAAGGUACUCAGCCUCCAUGACCGCCGCGUUCUGCAGGACGCCGCUGGAAAUCCCCUGCUCACCAUGAAAGAAAAGGCGUUAACGAUGCACAGGCGAUGGGAAGCAUUCAGGGGCGAAAACUCCGAUCAGCAGAGUUUUAUCUUCUCUGCGAAGAAAUCGUCGCUGUUUCAGCUGAAGACGGCUCUUGAUGUGUUCAGGGCCGGUAAUAAGGACGAAAAACUGUGUGAUUUUCAUGUAAAGGGCAGCUAUUUCGACCGAUCUUGCACGGUUUAUCAAGGCAACAGGAUCGUCGCAGAGAUGAAGAGGAAAUACACAGUGGCAAACGUGUUAAUUGGGAAGGACACGUUUUCGGUGAUCGUGCAGCCUGGUGUGGAUUACGCCUUCAUUUCUGCUCUCAUUGUUAUUCUGGACGAGAUCAACAAAGAAGGUACCUCUGAAGACUAGACAAAUCUUUUGUGCUGCUGCUUCAUUUGGAUCCACCAACACGUCUGGACACAAUUGUUUUUUUUGCUUGUCUUUUUUUAUUGGGAAAAUUGUCGUGCUUCUCGACUAAGUUUAUUGGAAAAUUGCCGUGCUUAAAAUUUU